Molecule: messenger RNA, 3179 nt
Organism: Salmo salar (Atlantic salmon)
Lineage: Eukaryota; Metazoa; Chordata; Actinopteri; Salmoniformes; Salmonidae
Source: RefSeq, a predicted model, not a curated record
CGAAAAAGGUAAAUAGAAAACACUUCAACUAUAGUUGCAAACAAUAAAUAUAGGCCUAAAAUAAAUGUAUUUUUUGGGGCUUGCCUGUUUUGCAUGUUAUUUUGGCAUUAAAACAAGUCACAUAUCAGUUUGGGUCGGGUGUUAGUACCAACUCAUGAAACCCCCAUUUCUCAACCGUGUAAAUUGGGACCAUGUCUUUGCAGAUGUAAGUUGUAACGGAAGCUGUUUUGUCCUUCCAUCUUCGUGAUUCUUUGCCAUGUGGUGUGCCGCGAGCAAAAGCCUCUUGCAACGUCUGAGUCGGGGGUUUGUUUUGAACACUCCACUACUUUUUUGGGUCCCAUCCGUAGACUCUCUCCGUACUGUUUCACAUGAUUCUUGCGUAGGUGGUAAAAGAGAUGUCGCUGGUGGAUUUGGGGAAGCGGCUACUUGAGGCUGCACGGAAAGGCCAGGACGAUGAAGUCAGGACACUCAUGGCCAACGGGGCUCCCUUCACCACAGACUGGCUGGGCACAUCUCCGUUGCACCUGGCCGCCCAACACGGACACUAUUCCACCGCCGAGGUGCUGCUCAGAGCAGGUGUCAGCAGGGAUGCCCGAACCAAAGUGGACAGGACCCCUCUGCAUAUGGCCGCUUCAGAGGGCCACACCGUCAUUGUGGAUCUAUUAGUCAGGAGUGGAGCAGACAUUAAUGCCAAAGACAUGCUGAAGAUGACUGCUCUCCACUGGGCAGCCCAGAACGGCCACCAAAGGGUAGCAGAGACGCUCGUCAAACAUGGCGCAGAUGUUCACGCUCUCAGUAAAUUCGAUAAGACUCCAUUCGACAUCGCAGGAGACAUCCAGAAUGCAGACCUUAUGCUCCUACUACAGGAAGGAAUGCAGAACCAAGUGAACAUGAACGCAGAGGCUGGCAUGACGGGGAGCUCGGCCCAGCCUCAGUUUAUCAUCCAGGGCAUCCCAGGGCUCCAGGGGGGCGUGGUCAACCUGGCGGACCUCCUCAACAACGCUGCCAAGGCCAACUCUGGUAGGCUCCAGGGGGGCGUGGUCAACCUGGCCGACCUCCUCAACAACGCUGCCAAGGCCAACUCUGCAGGUGAAUCUGAGGAAGCCAUAGCAGCCAAUUCUUUGGACCCCGGCAGCAUCCAGCACAUGGUGAACGAGCAAGGUCAAAGGGUUAUCACCAUAGUGACCGACCAACACGGUAACCUGCAGACUGGAGGGCUUGGUCAGCCAUUCUUUGUCACCAUGCAGCACGGACAACAGAUGUUGGCGAUGCCAGCCAAUCAGGUGACAGAGGUGGUUGAUGAGGAACCCCAGCCCCCGCCCUCCCGCAAGAGGAAACUGGAGGCCUCGGCCAACCACAUGGAGUCUGGCGACACGGAGCAGUUACAGAGGCAGCUGCAGGAGGCCAACCGGAAGGCCCAGGAGUACCGGCAGCAGCUGAUGUGCAAGGAGCAGGAAGCAGAGCAGUACCGCAUGAAGCUGGAGGCAAUGUCGCACAGCCAUACCAACGGCACCUCGGAGCAGGAGGAGGUGGUUGGGGGUGAGGAGGAGGAGGUGCAGGAGGAGGUGAUGCUCCAGGAGGGAGACAUUAUCAUCAAGACGGAGGAGCUGGACUCGGUCGAGGAGCAGGUGACGCUGGUGGACUCGGCGCCCUCCCACACCGAGGUCAUCUCAUAAUGUCAGACAGACUGAUGUCACUGACUGAAGGAGAAAUGGACACGUGGACUCAGGCGACAGGCCAGCCUUUUGGGGUUUUCAUAGCUCUUUUGUUCAUUAUUUUCCUGCUAUGUUUUGUUUUUGUACAAUAUUUACUUUUUCUGCUGUUUUAUUUUCCUCAAUUGUGUUUAUAUGUUUUACAAAUAGCGAAGCGAGGAGCUGAAUAUAUUGAUUUGAGGAGCAGGAACGGGACCUGCUCAGCCUGUGACUCAGUAAGGUUGCCUAGCUGAAGAACGUCUAUGCUCCCUGGGAAAAACGGGGCCUCGGGCACUCCGUCUCGGAUAUCUAUGGUGUCUGAGACAUGUCAAUGGUGUGUGGGGAAAUACAUUUUUCAUGGUUCCAACAGCAUGUCCUAAGGUGCCCAAGAUGCAAAUCCAAAGUUUAAUAGACAUGUCCAUCCAUAGAACCAGAGGACAGGUCUGUGGAGAGAACACGGUUUUGUUCAACUCCUUCAGUUCUCAAGUCUGCCUCAGUCUUCCAUCCAACCACCCACCACCAUGGGCAAUGGGAAUGGUACUUAAGCAUGCCCAUUUCAAAAUAAUCCUCUUACAUGACAAAUGACAGCGCAUGUAGUUGGCAACAGUCAUUCUCAGCAUGUAUUGGGCUCAUCAUUCACAGUGUAAUAAUGAAUUGUUUCAAAGUUGUGAAUGGCAGUGUUUUGACUUUCACGGCACCACGUUAAGCUUUGUCCUCUAGUUGUCGUCGUUGCCACUUCCAUAGUGCGGUAGUGAUUGUAGGUUUACUGUUGCACAAGCCACAACUCUCCUCCCGCUAAUGUUGAUACAAAGAUGAACUUCCCGUCGUUUUAAUGCCCCCGUGGCUUUAAUCACUAGUAGCCCCACUCCCCAGAGAUGGACAGGAAUAAGGGUGUCAGAUUAGGGGACUGUGUCCUUCUGACAAUUACUGCUUCUCAUGUCCCGACACUUGUUUCUAUCACUGUUCCGUGACACUUUGUAGUGUUCUCCCAAGCUGAAUGAGAAUGUGAUGGACAUACCUUGGACAACGUCUGGGUUAACGUUUAUCACUCGGGUGAGAGGAAUGUAAUCUCUGCACGCUAUUCAGUAAGGGCCAAAUGUAAACUUGGAAAUUAAGGUUAUGCUUGUGGAUAUCAAGUUCUGAUAUGUCCAUAGUGUAUCAGGUCCUUUUCCCCAGGUGUACGUUUUUCAUUAGACCCACUAAAAUUUUGUUUGUUUAUUGAAACAACAAACUCAUAAAAUGUAACGAUGUUGAUACACUAUGUACAAAAGUAUGUGCACGCCACUUCAAAUGAGUGGAUUUGGCUACUUCAGCCACACCCGUUGCUGACAGGAUAUAACAUUGAGCACACAGACAUGCAGUCUCCAUAGACAAACAUCGGCAGUAGAAUGGCCUUACUGAAGAGCUCAGUGGCUUUCAAAGCUUCACUGUCAUAGGAUGCCACCUUAACAAGUCAGUUCAUCAAGUUUCUGCCCUGCUAAAGCUGUC